GGAUGUGGACGGAACGACCGUUGAUUGGAAAAUGUAUCUGCAUCGUCAUUAACGCCAUCUUUAGCGCAGUAUCACGAGCCCGUUGAAAAGCGCAGUCUUACUCACUGCGACAAAUUAAACUGCUUUUCUGAGCAUAACUUUACUGUCAGGGUAAAGAAAGACGAAUAAAAAUAGAACAUCUAACGUUAAGUGGUGGCUUAAUGCUAAGCUAGAAUUAGCCCAAUGUGCUGACUGUCGCUUCACCUGCUCUCAUCCUCUCACCCCGGUUAUCUACGCUCUAGUGCCGGUAUGGGCGACGCUCUUCUGCCGCUGCUUGUCGUGGUACUGUCGGCGUGGUCGGGUGUCGGAGACCUCGCGGGAUCCGCUCAUGUCGACGGAGCACCCCCUACCAAAAUAGCGGUGGUCGGGGCGGGGAUAGGAGGCAGUGCCACAGCCCAUUUCCUGAGGCAGCACUUCGGCCCUGAGGUCCAGCUUGACGUGUUUGAGAAGGGGGAGGUCGGAGGCCGUCUUGCCACCGUAACCGUUAAUCACAAUGACUACGAGUCUGGAGGUUCCAUCAUUCACUCCCUCAACCUCCACAUGCAGGAGUUUGUCAAACAGCUAGGUUUAAAGUACCGACGCAGCGUGGCGGGAAAGACCGCAGUGUUUAAUGGCGAGGAGGUGAUUCUAGAAGAGACGGACUGGUACCUGCUGGACCUGUUCAGGCUGUGGUGGCGCUACGGCAUCAGCUUCAUACGCCUUCAGAUGUGGGUGGAGGAAAUUAUGGAGAAAUUCAUGAGGAUCUACAAAUACCAGGCCCACGGCUAUGCCUUCAGCUCGGUGGAGGAACUAUUGGACUCUCUUGGGGGUAGUGGCUUCAUCAACAUGACCCAGAGGCCACUCUCUGAUUCACUGCUGGAGCUGGGCGUUUCACAGCGUUUCAUCGAUGAGGUCAUCGAGCCAGUCAUGAGGGUCAACUACGGACAGAACGUUAGCAUCCCAGCCUUUGUAGGUGCUGUGUCGUUAGCUGGUGUCCAGAACAACCUGUGGGCGGUGGAAGGAGGCAACAAGCUUGUCUGUUCUGGUCUGCUGAAAAUGGCGAAUGCUAACCUGCUGCAAGCACAAGUCAGCUCCAUCUCGCCUGUAUACUCAGGGGAGAUGCCCCAGUACCAUCUGACCUUCACCACUGCAGCAGAGACGGCAUCGGAUCUGUAUGACAUCGUAGUGGUGGCGACGCCUCUCCAGGCCAGUGUAAAGUCUGGGGUCCGGUUCCAAGGUUUCACUCCUCCCUUUGAGGAGCUCCCCGGCAACUAUCACAGCACUGUAGCAACCAUUGUCCAUGGUUACCUGAACACCUCUUUCUUUGGCUUCCCGGACCCUCGCCUUUUUCCCUUUGCCAGCGUACUGACAACCGAGACGCUCGAUCUGUUUUUCAACAGCGUAGCAAGUGUUUGUCCGGUCAACAUUUCGACUGGCUUCCGGCGGAAGCAGCCGCAAGAGGCUGGAGUCUAUAAAGUGUUCUCACCACAGCCUCUGGACAAGGCUCAGCUCAAAACGCUGUUCAGGUCGUACUACUCCGUGCAGGUGACGGAGUGGCAGGCCUACCCGUGUUACGGCAGCAACCAGGGACUGUCGGCUGUGGAGCUCCACCCAAAUCUCUACUACCUCAAUGGCAUAGAGUUAGCCGGCAGCGCGAUGGAGAUGAGCUCGGUAGCGGCCAAGAACAUCGCCCUGUUGGCUUACCACCGCUGGAACAGACAGACAGACAUGGUGGACCAGAAAGAUCUGAUGCACAGGAUCAAGACUGAACUAUGACCUGGUCGAGUGAAACCCUCACAGCAUCACUGAGGUGAUGUCCGUAGUAAGGUGCAAAGUUUUACUGUUUUGACGGAAGUCACUAGUGGCUAAGUAUCUUGUGACUCAUCCAAGCAAUUGAACCCAGAUUUAAUAAACUUAAUGAGUAAUUUGUUGAACGUAAUCUUAACUUGCCUUCACCUAAAGAAACUGAAACAUGCAAAAGAAAAACCAGUAGGUAUCAAAGUCAAGUUGAGACUGAAACUUACACCACUAAAGAAAACUGUGGUCCUGCCCUAAUUUCAAAGAACAGUUUGAUUUCACUGAUUGCUUCAUUUCUUACGCCAGAGACAUUGCAGGUAGAGGACGUUUUAUUUAGUACUGGGGAAUAAUUGCUAAUGUUAGUUAGAGGAUUCAUCCAAAAAUUCACCUGCAGGAAACUUCCCAAAGGAAACCAAGAGACUUUGGAAAACACCAGCUAAUAUCUCUGUCGGAAGGGAAUGGACUCCCCGUCUUAAUGAGUUUCCGUUGUUGUGAAUGUGACCACCAGUUUUGCUUUGUUGUAAAUAGAAAACGCCCUGAAUCUCAAGAUUGAGAGCUGAGACUCUUAUAAAAUGGCUGAUUUUGUCUACAGUGGAACAACUGUGAUAUAUAAGAUAGGUCUGGGGUUUACACAUAUAAACCAGCCCUUUGUCAUAUAAUCAAAAACAAUUGGGUCUUGUUGCCACUGUCUAUACAUUUAAAUAUAUUAAUUGAUUUCUGUAGGAUUUGUGUAAAUUCAAUAGUUAUUUAGUGAGUCAUAGCAGUGGCCUUUGCUCUAGUGCCCCCCUUUCAUCAGACUAUUCUAUUAUGGUCAUUUCCUGCUGAUUUUGUUGCAUAAUCCAGUGGAAAGAAUUUUCUUUCGGGGAACAGAGCCAACAAGCUUUCACGCUGGACCAAAUGAAAGCGGAGCACAGAUCUGUGGCGCUGCUGGAGAUAACAAAGACCCUUUUUGCUCAAGCCAUGAGGCUUAAUUGAGAUGCUUUAUUUAAUAAGCGCUGUAAACUUGAAAAGCACAUAUGAAGAGAGAGUUGGACAUUCGCAUUCAGAAAUGGAAAGUGCCUAAAAAGACAGCGUGAUAUGAAAACCCUGAUUGUUGAUUACCUUCCUACGACUGAGAAAUGCCUUGUUCUGUUCAUUUAGAAUUAAAAAACAGUGGAUGUGGACUGAUGUGCAUUUCUGGACUCGGGAAACCGAAUGGAACCUUUGUCACUGAAAUCCUUGACUGCAAAGGGCUUUAGUCGACAGAUAAUGUGAUUGUGUCAUGUGAUGAGAGAAUACCAUAACCCUUUUAAUUUGAUGGAAUAGUCCAUUAGAAAUGAAGACUAAUGAUCGUUUUAUUUCACAAGCUUUUGUGCAGAGUAAAAUAUCUGUUGCAAUACUACCUUUUAUGAUAUAUAUGAAUUUAUGAUAUAUAACUUUUAGGACACAAUGAAUAUUACAAAACCAUCUUGUAGCACAAUCUCAUUCAAAGUUCACUUCACAGGUGUUUGCGGAGCUUUCAACAUCACCUCGGACUCAAACUUCAUCCACUAUUGAAGGAUAGUGAGAUGUGAUGGAAAGUUGAGACAAAGUGAGUAGACAGACCUUGAGUCAAGAUUAUUAGGUCAAACGGAUCAGUAUGACUGUUCACAUCUAAUCUCUGCUGCUUUACAAGUGUAACUUCCUGCUAAGGACAGCAUGUAUCAACACAUUUCAUCUGCUCGAUGAAACAAACAUUGCAACUGUCAAUAAUUAAUGAAGUGCACUACUUUGACUGUUGAUGAAAUGAAAGUAUUAGAUUGCUAUCUGAAAACACACACUAUAUUUACAAUUAGAAGAUUUAGAACUAACUGAGCACUUUAUUACUUUAAUUUAUUCUGUAAUGGGAACAAGGAAGAAAGCUUUCAAUCUUUAUUCCCUGUGAUUAAAGUAGUAGCCCUGUAUUUCAAGUCACUGUCCUUUAGUCCGUUUCCUUCCCUGGAUGGUUAACGAUUUAAAGACUUCAAAAUGUUGAUUCUGUAUUUUUCAGGGAACCUCAAUUGUUUUAAAUUUAGCGGUUCCAGGACUAUUUAGUGUUGUGUGUUCAUAAUCAAGAAUGUAAAACUUUCAAGGAAGUAGAAGGCAUGUACAGGCCAGCAAACAAAGCCUUUUGUGUUCUCCACAAUAGUUUAUUAAAUAUAGGGUUGUGUAUAA
Messenger RNA from Pungitius pungitius (ninespine stickleback), 3987 nucleotides. RefSeq names its product prenylcysteine oxidase-like. NCBI's taxonomy places the organism in Eukaryota, Metazoa, Chordata, Actinopteri, Perciformes, Gasterosteidae. Gene Ontology annotation, biological process: prenylated protein catabolic process; prenylcysteine catabolic process. The record is from RefSeq and is a predicted model, not a curated record. Gene Ontology annotation, molecular function: prenylcysteine oxidase activity. The coding region runs from base 289 to 1794 and encodes 501 amino acids. The transcript has 7 exons.